GAAAUACACCCAAUAUUUUGUCAUUAAAAUUUUACGGAGCAUUAGGAGUAUAAACCGUUGACUUCUCCGUUUCUUCUCUGGUCGUGCGCGGACAGAACAGGAGAGGAGAGAAGAGCCAGAACCGUUCCAGUCAACCUUCUUCUUCGCUCAUCUGUGCCGGCUCCGUCGUCGUCCGCAUCGUACCUUUCGUGGGCGACGAUCGACGAUCAUACUUUGAGAUCAAGGUACGACUGAACCCUUUCUCCAUUCUAGUUCAAAUAAUUCUCCAGAGUUCCUAGGUUUUCUUGCUUCAAUUGAUUUCAAAAAUUUAGGGAUUUAGACUUCCGGUUGUGCUAAGUUUUGUACAGAACUUCAAUUGAGGUUUGGAAUCUCUCAAAUUAUUUCAUAGUCCAAUCUGUAGAAAGGUUAAUUUCAUUAAUUGAUUGUGUGGGAGUACAUGUCUAUAUAUACACAAGUAUUCCUAAUCCUAUACAAGGCCAUAAAGACCUUUCUUGAGCCGGAAAACAUGAUGAGGAUUGCUGCGGUCCUGAGCCAUUUUGACGUCCGCGACCUCGACCCCGAUUUCCGCCGCCAUAGCCUUGGCCUUGUCCGUAGCCUCCACGUUGACCGGAGUUGCUGUCACCAUAGCACGUUCCGCCAUAGCUGCCGGGAGUACCGCCAUACCACGGAGCAUUUGGAGAACGAGUUGGUGUUGGGAGACUGGUGCAUCGACAUUGUCCAGCCAGUUGGCAAGAUUCUGCAGUUGUUGACAAUAAGCUGCCAUGGUGGAGUUGCCCUUGAUUGUGGUACGAAAUUCAUGCUCCAACUGCAUGGCCCUGGCAUGUUUGUUGUCGUGGAACAAAUCGUGGACGACUUUCCAGAGAGCAGAGGCAGUAGAAACAGAGGAGAUUACCAGAUUGGAGACCUCAUCGGUGAUGGUAGAGAGAAUCCAACCCUGGAGGAGAGCGUCGAGUUGGAACCAUUCGUCGUCGUCAUCAGAGAGGGGGGCGAUAGAGCCAUCGAUGUAGCCUUGGAGAUUGAACCGUCGAACCAGAAGGAGGAACAGCCGACUCCACUUCUUGUAAUUAGGUUGAGAGAGGCUAAGUUGAACUGGAACAUGGAGUUUCACGUUGGAUACAGUUGUGAAAGCAAGAUGUGGGGGUUUGGAGGAGAGAUUUUGAGAGGUGACCUCGCUAACUUCGGCCAUGGUGAGGGAGAGAUGAAGGAGAGGUUGCCGGUUGGGAGGUGGGGCGUCACCGCUGGUUUGGGAGCCGCAGGAAGAGGCGGCGCAAGGAGGAGGGGGGCGGCGGGACUAGGCCGAGAGGGAGAGGAGAAAGAGAGGUAAAUUAGGGUUUUGUGAUUUUAGGCUCCGAUACCAUGUCUAUAUAUACACAAGGAUUCCUAAUCCUAUACAAGAGAAUAAAAGGGUAUCAUCUCUUCCUCAAACUCAGUCUCUUGUUUCAUACAAAACCCCUUUCGCCUUUGAUUUUUUUGAAGUCGCGGCUUUGAAAAAAACAAUGUCAUCCCUUCUCAAGGAAAUAGCAGAUUUAUCAAAAUCUUGUGGCAUUGAAGAAGAUUUUUUUUUGUAUAGAUUCAAAAUCCCCAUUUUUAUUUAUAAAAUGAGAUAUUGUAAAACUAUUAAGCACUCAAUAAAAUUCCUCAAUUUUG
Molecule: messenger RNA, 1647 nt
Organism: Cuscuta campestris
Lineage: Eukaryota; Viridiplantae; Streptophyta; Magnoliopsida; Solanales; Convolvulaceae
Source: the annotation of a GenBank genome assembly